Emiliania huxleyi CCMP1516 is the source of this 4235-nucleotide messenger RNA. RefSeq lists its product as hypothetical. Gene Ontology annotation, biological process: signal transduction. The record is from RefSeq and is a predicted model, not a curated record. The transcript has 10 exons. NCBI's taxonomy places the organism in Eukaryota, Haptophyta, Isochrysidales, Noelaerhabdaceae. The coding region runs from base 15 to 4145 and encodes 1376 amino acids.
UGCUGAUCGCCGGCAUGCUCGUCCUCGCUUUUCUCGCGACGCCCUCAGCCGCCACUCGCCCGCCUACGUGGGACGGGGAGGCACUCAUCGUCACGCACAACCGCACCGACUUCUGCGUCAAGCGCCCGACCGACGCGCCGGCGCUCGCCCUCGCGGCGUCCGCCUCGUGCGAACCCAACAAGGCCGCGGAGCUCGUCGACGACCUCACCUGGGAGGGCGCGGCGCUGUUCGGUGCCUGGCCGGACGCCACCUUCCAUCAAAACUUCUCCUUUCCCACCAAGUUCUCCAAGCCCACCGGCGCCGCCUCAUGCACCGCCGGCCCGACGACCCUCAAGCACAUCGGCGCCGCGGCCGACGCCGAGUUCACCUCCUUUGACGAGCCUUCCCGCGCAACCAAGAUCAGCGGCCCCUCACCCGAGGAGAGCUUCACAAUCGCGGCCCAUUCAGAGAUCGAGGAGCUGCUCGUUCUUCACCCUUGUGCGGCCGUACUGGCGCUGCUCGCGGCGUGCAGUGGGCUGCUGCUGCGUGGGCAGCAGGUGAGGAAGAAGAGGGUGGAUGGAUGCAGCCACGCAGCGAUCUCCGUACCCUUGCUCUCCAGCGCGCGUGCUCUCCGAGUUGGCAUUGUGCUCAUCUUCCUGCAGGACGUAUGCGGCACACCAGCGGCACCGCUCCAGACCGUCAACGUCAGCAGCCCGUGCUCGCUCACCGACGGCGGCUCGUGCGCCGCUUCGCCAAACUACCCGAACAGCUACGGCAGCAACGAGAAGUGCACCAUUAGCGGCGUGCCGCCGGUCGAGCUGGAGAUGGUCGCCUUUGAUGUGGAGGGCAACAAUUGCCGCUACGACUAUCUUACCGUCAACGGCGUAAAGUACUGCGGCAAGUCGGGGCCGGAUGGCGCGGUGGCGGAGGGCGGCGUCAUCGAGUGGGAAUCGGAUGGCAUCCACGUCCGUUCGGGCUGGAAGGCGCGCCCCUGGUCCCUCUCGCUCCCCUUCUUUCUCCUCUCUGAUGCCUAUCCUCCCUCUGCCGUCAGAUCUGCUGGGCGACCCGCCGCCUUCACCGCCGCCACCGCCACCACCGUCAUCACCGCCAUCACCGCCAUCACCGCCUCUCGCUCCGCCGCUGUCACCGCUGCCGCCGCUGUCACCGCCUGCUCCGCCGGCGACGUCGAGAUCAUCGAGUCGACCGUGCGGGACUGCUCGGCUGACGAGGCCGGGGGCGGCGUCGUCUACGCGUAUAACAGCGGUGCGGUCUCGAUAAUCGGCUCGACGAACGGCGUCGUCGUCUACGCGUAUCGGAACAGCGGUGCGGUCUCGAUAACCAGCUCGAACGUGUCGGGCUGCUCUGCUGGCAAUUACGGCGGCGUCGUCUACGCGUGGAACAGCGGUGCGGUCUCGAUAAGCAGCUCGAACAUGUCGGGCUGCUCGGCUACUGGCCUAAGCCAGGAAGGGAACGGCGGCGUCGUCUGGGCGCAUGGCAGCGGGGCGGUCUCGAUACUGGACUCCACCGUGAGCGGCUGCUCGGCUGGCCAGUGGGGCGGCGUCGUCUACGCGGAUAAGAGCGAGUCCCUCUCCAUCGCGGGUGUCGACUUCAUCAACAACGGAGCGGCUAGGUCAGGCUCGGUGCUGUACCUGUCAGUCCUCACUCAACGCUCUUCCAUCAGCGACGCCUCCUUCACCGGCAACGACGGUGUCACGAUCCAGACCGACUCGCCGAUAGACUGGGACUGCCGCUUGGGCAGCUGGAUGCCGACCGAGGGCGCCUUGAAGGGCGACGUCAACGCUCCCGAGUGCUACCUUUGCCCCGCUGGCUACUUUGGGAACACGAGCGGCCUCACCACUUCCUCUUGCAGCGGCCAGCGGGCCACCCGCAUCGAGUCCGCGGUCGGCCUGCAGCCCAAGUUCAAGGUCUUCGUCAGCUUCUACCAGGUGAGCAGCGCCCUCGGCCUCGUCUACGGCGUCCGCCUCCACGGGCGCUUUACGCGCUGGCUCGACGUGCUCAAGCUGUUCAGCCUGGACCUGUUUGACGUUGCCAUCCCCGGCCCCUGCAUCGGAGCCAUGAGCACGCGGCUGCUCGUCGCGGGCACCUGGCCGUACCUCGCCGUCGCCUUCGUGUCGCUCGCCAUUGUGGCGGUGGCGGCGGUCCUCAAUGUCAAGCAGAAGCAGGCUUUCGACCGCCAGCUGCUCGGCCGCCUCCUUUACUGGGCGAUCUUCAUCUUCUACCUCGCGCUGCCCUCCGUCUCGCGCUCCAUCUUCAGUGCGAGGCUGUGCGAGUCCUUUCGCUACGACGACGCGACAGGCCAGCGCAUCAGCUACCUGCUUGCCGACCUGGCGCUCACGUGCGAUGCCGGCCCGACGUGGGAAGACGAGACUGUGAGGGGACUCGCGCCGUACUUUUGGGCCUACUUCGCUCUCUGGCCCGUCCUCGUGCCGCUCGGCUUCCUGGCGCUGCUGCUCCGCGUCCGCAAGCCCGUGGCUGCGCAGCGCGCAACGCCGCUCUCUCGUGCGACGAGCUUCCUCUGGCGGGACUACUCUGCCCGCUUCCUCUUCUGGGAGGUGUUCGACCUGUUCCGCAAGAUCUUCCUCACCUCGAUGGUGCUCUUCAUCGACCACGAGUACGGCGCGAGGAAGUUGCUGCGCACCGUGGUCGCCGCCAUCGUCUCGGCCAUGUUUCUCACCAUUCUCGCGCUCGCCCGCCCCUACCGGCGCUUCGACGACCUCUGCCUCGCGUGCAUCGCCAACUUGCUGCUUACCUGCUGCUUCGCGUCGGGAGUGGUCAUCCAGCUCUGCGACAGCACCGUGCACGAAGACAUGUGCUACGAACUCGUUGGCUACAAGACCUCGCGCGGCGCCACCACCUUUGCCGUCGCCCUCACCGCAGUCAUGCUCGCCGUCUCGCUAGCCGUCAUCCUCAUAUCGGCGGUCAGCGCCGCGAGGGUGAAGACCAUGCGGCUCGUCUCGUCGAAGCGCGAGCCGAUGCGCGACGGCAUCACCCUCGCCGACGGCCAGGAGUGGCACCUCUUCCUCAGCCACGUCUGGAGCACGGGGCAGGACGCCGUCGCCGUCAUCAAGAACGAGCUCCAGCAGCUCCUGCCCGGCUGCGAGAUCUUCCUCGACAUCGACGACCUCAAAAACAUCGGAGAGCUGGAGGCGUACAUUCGUCGCUCGCAGGUGGUGCUCUGCUUCCUGUCGCGGGGCUACCUGCGCUCGACGAACUGCCUGCGAGAGGUCCGCGCCGCGCUGGAGAUGGGCAAGCCGCUCGUGCUCGUCCACGAGGCAGACCCGGACAAGGGCGGAGGCACGCUCGCCGAGCUGCGGUCCGAGUGCCCCGAGGAGCUGCAGGCCGCCAUCUUUGAGGCCGGCUGGCCGAUGGCGGUGUGGCAUCGGAUCGAGGCCUUCCAGCACGUCUCGCUCAAGGUCAUCGCCGAGGCGCUACUGCUGAAGACGCCAAAGUACGCGGGCGAGGACGAGCUGCCCCUGUGCAUCCCGGGCGAGAUCCGAGCCGACGGCCUCGCCUUCCCCAAGCCGGUGAUUCUCUGGGCCUCGACGUUGAACGCCGGGGCGCGAGAGCUCGCCAAUUCGGUCGCGGCGGCCGUGGCUGGCGGCAUCUCGAUCACCGACGCAGCGCCCUCGCGCCUAUCCGCGCUGCCUCGCUCCUCGCGCUCCUCGCGCCUCUCCUCGCUCCUCCCUUCGCUAUCUCGACGCGCGAGAAGAGAAGGCGGCGGCGAGGCGACGCACAUGCUGCUCUACCUGAACAGGUUGACGUGGGCCGGCGAUGGCGCCGAGGCGCUCGCAGAGCAGGUGCGCGCCGCGCGCCGCGCCAAGCUGCCGAUCGUAAUGGCGCACGAGAAUGACGCCGUCCGCAACGGCUGCAUCUUUGGGCACUUUUUCGAGGUAACGCCGCGCGACCUUAUUGCCAAUGGGCUGUACCACGACCUCGCCAUCGGCUGCCACGCGGGCCCGCACCGACAGGUGUCGCUCGCCCUGCUCGCAAAGGCGCUCGGCGCGACCAAGCAGACAGCCCAGUCGCGCGUGCAUCGCGUCACCGCCCUCGCUCUAACGAUCCGCGGCUCCUUGACAAAGACGAAGCCGUCGAAUGGCGACGACCUUGUGGAAGCGUCAGCGACGCAGGCCCGCCAGAUCGUCUGAGCGGAUACAUACCCCACUGUAAGUGCGCCAGCCCCGACUCCCGUGCUUGUGCCGCGAGUUUUUUGCAUUCUAAAUUCUUUUUUGUCAAUC